Molecule: messenger RNA, 858 nt
Organism: Lolium perenne
Lineage: Eukaryota; Viridiplantae; Streptophyta; Magnoliopsida; Poales; Poaceae
Source: RefSeq, a predicted model, not a curated record
CACCAUAUACUCUCCUCCUCUUCACACCAAAAACGUACCAGCGCCCGCCCAAAUCCUCCAUCCCACCACGCACGAUCCUCCCGACCCCGCCUAGCCUCCAGAUCCAUCCGCCCCGCCGCGCGCAUGGCGCACCCACCCGCGGACCACCGCCGCCUCCGCUCGCCCCCGACGUCGCGCGCCGACUGCGACCACCACCGCUUCCUCCGCCCCGGCGCGCUGGCCCGGCUCCGCGACUCCAAGAUCGUCGCCCGCUCCCUCCGCUCCGCCGCGCGGGCUCUCCCGCCCUCCUCGCCCCCGCCCCGCUCCCCCGCGCACUUGUCCCCCGCGGAGGGCGCCGUCCCGCACUUCUACUUCGGCGGGGGCGCUAGCGCUAGGCCCCGGUACCCGCUCCGGAAGAAGCUCGCCGCGGCCAGGGGCGUCGUCUUCCUUCCCCCGCACCCGCCGCCCAUGUCGCCCGGCGCCGCGGAGGCCUUCCUCGGCGCGUUCGCGCUCGCCCCGUCGGAGCUCCUCGCCGCGCACUGACUGAGGGCCUGCCUGCUCACAGUCUUGGACGCGUUCGCGCUGGUCGCCGCGCGCUGGAGACCAAUUGUUGUGUUGUGCCGCGCGGCUGUUGUUUUAGGAUCGGUUAGAUCUGUGCAGAUGCUUCUUAGGAAUUGUAUCUUCUUUUUCAGAUGUAGGAAUUGCAACCUUGUUUUCAGAUGUAGGAAUUGCAAAAAAAAAUUAUCGAAUGUAGCAAUUGCUGCUUUGGAGUAUAAACUAUCUGUGUAGCCUUAUCUUCGAGGGAACUGUGUCUUUAGAGAAUAAAUAAAUGUUUUGUACUACGUACUUGGUUUGAUUCAAAAUUUUCAUCUCUGAUGU